AUGAAAGUGAUGGUGCUGUUAUUAGACAAGGCAUCACCAAGUGAGACUGACCAUGGCUUAUUGGACCCGUUCGUGUCGCUAGCAGAAUUUUCCGUUUCGCCUCCAGGUGGAUUCAGAGAUCAUCCUCACAGAGGUUUUGAAAGUGUUACAUACAUGCUACAGGGAGGAAUAAUUCACCAAGACUUCAAUGGUCAUAAGGGUACAAUCUAUGAAGGAGAUGUUCAGUGGACGACAGCAGGAAGAGGGAUCGUUCAUUCCGAAAUGCCUGCAGAAGAAAUCAACAACGGCUUACAGCUUUGGAUCAACCUCCCUUCUACAUACAAAAUGAUCGAGCCAAAAAACCUAGAGAUAUCGAGUUCAGAGAUUCCAAUAGCAGAGGAAGAUGGAGUAGAGGUCAAAGUCAUAGCCGGAGAGUCAAUGGGAGUUCAAUCACCAUUCUACACAAAAACACCAAUUAUGUUUCUUGACUUUACUCUCGAGCCAAGAGCUCAAACCCACCAGACUGUUCCAGCGUCAUGGACUGCCUUUGCCUACAUAAUUGAAGGCGAUGAAGGUGUGUUUAGCUCCUCGGACUCUUCAACAGUACAAGCAAACAAUGUUGUGGUGUUUGGAACAGGGGAUGAAGUUAGCGUGUGGAAUACGUCAAGCUCUAGGCCGUUGAGGUUCUUGUUGAUUGCAGGGGAACCGAUAGGCGAGUCCGUGGUUCAGCAUGGUCCCUUUGUGAUGAACUCUCAGGCUGAGAUUGAUAUGACCAUUGGGGACUAUCGCAAUGGCAGGAAUGGCUUUGAAAUGGCCAAGUAUUGGAGGUCAGAGUGA
Messenger RNA from Eutrema salsugineum, 816 nucleotides. RefSeq names its product putative pirin-like protein At3g59260. Lineage: Eukaryota; Viridiplantae; Streptophyta; Magnoliopsida; Brassicales; Brassicaceae. The transcript is spliced from 7 exons. The record is from RefSeq and is a predicted model, not a curated record. The coding region runs from base 1 to 816 and encodes 271 amino acids.